AUUUAUUUUUAUAAUUUUAUUUUUUUUACAUAUAAUAUUAUUUAAUGAACAAUAUAAAAUAAGAAUUUUAACAAUAAAAUGGAUUUAAAUAAUGAAUAUCAAGAUGAAGAAAGGUUAAGUUUUGAUGACAGCUAUAAUUUUGAUGAAGAUUCUGUUUCACAAUACACAAAUGAACAUGAGUUAUGUAAUACCUGGCGUGGAUGGAAAAAAACGGUCAAUUAUCCUAUUAGCAAUGAAAUAUUCGGCACCGAAUCUUUGGUGGAAAUAGCGGCGAAAAGGGUGGCCAAAUGCAUACCCUUCGAAUUUGUCGAGAAAAUGUAUCCUCCUGUACCAGAACAACUGCAAUUGCGUAUCGCGUUUUGGAGCUUUCCUGAAAACGAGGAAGAGAUUCGGUUAUAUUCUUGUCUCGCGAAUGGUUCCGGCGACGAAUUUUGUCGCGGGGAAAGUCUUUUCAAAAUGAAGGUCAUCAACGAAGCCCUACAGAUAGGGUUUCAUCUUAGCACUACCAUAAUACAAUCACUGCCAAACAAAAGUCAGAGGUACAUGGUGACCGUUUUAUUUGAUAGAGGUAAAAUUACCUCUUGCAGCUGUGAAUGCGCUCAAUCCUCUUGGUGUUCCCAUAUCGUGGCCCUUUGCUUGUUUCGAAUCCACAACGCGAAUCUAGUGAAAUACAGAGUCCCUAUAUCGGAAUCUCUAUCUAGACUGCAGCGGGAACAAUUGCAAAAAGCCUUACAGUAUCUUAUAAGCAAACUACCUCGACAAAUCUUACCGACGGCGCAAGAGAUACUGGAAGAACUUUUAACACCACACUCAAAGAUUAACACUCUUUCGGGGGCUCCAGACAUAACAGCUGGUGGAUCAACUCAGGAAUCACCAUCGUGGUUUUUAGACGAAGCCUUAUUACAUGAUAGCAUCAAAAAGACGUUGUACAAACUCUGCAUUCCUACACCCAUGGUUUUCAGCGACGUUAAUUAUUUAUCCGCCUCUGCUCCGCCCGCCGCCUUGGAAUGGUCCAACCUUUUGAGACCCUUAAGAGGUAGGGAGCCAGAGGGAAUGUGGAAUUUACUCUAUAUUGUCGCCGAAACCUUCAAGAAAAAGGACGGGAACGCCGUUAAGUUGCUUGAAAUCAUCACUCAGGAAUGUCUCAAUUCUGAUCGGAUUUUGAAUUAUUGGUACAACACAAAAUCCGCCGAAAUUCAUUGUAAAAAUAUACUCAAUCGUAACUCCUCUAACAGCAUAACCGUUUCCACGCAACAUGCCUGUCUAAAUUUAUGUGAGGAGAUUGUGCAUUUAUGGUCCAUUUGCGUUAUGAAUCCAGAGCUCACGUCUCACGAGAGAGAGACCAUAAAAGAAUACCUACGAUCCAAGCACAUAUAUUUGAUGGACAAACUCGUAUCUAUAGGUAAGCCUCAGAUUGCCGUAUCCUUAUCAUCCAAUCUUACGGCUCAACAUCAUUAUCCCAAUCAACAUAAUGGUAGCAAUUAUCCGUUGAAAAAAUUUGACCUCGAAUCCUUUCCCGGAUUUAAGCCAGCACUUGAAGCUUGCAUGAUACCUCAGCCUAAUACAACUCAGUUGUUGGAUUUGUCAUCUAUUCCCAAUUUCAAUUUUAGCCAAGAAUCUCCAUCCCUGCAAUCUCAAUCUACCAAUAUCGAAAUUGAGGAUAAAUUGUGUUCGCCAACAGAUGUUGUAACGAGUAAUAUGCCCAAUUCGACGAAUAGUACAAGCACGAAUGAACCGAAUUAUUUUGCGAAUAUAUCUAAAAUAACCGAUGUUCAAGAAAUCAUGUAUUACCAGGUUCUGGGCUUGUAUUACCAUGGACACCUCAAACUAGCUACAUCGAUGGCCUACCAACUCGCUAGCCUUCUCGUACAAACUCCCUCCCUCUAUUUGAUAGGCUUCAGUUUGGGACAAUCAGUGUCUUCGCCUAAUGAACCCCAAACUCCCUUCUUGACUAGUAUUAAAAAAUCAGGACCUAAACAACAUCACCAUCAUAGCGAGAAACCUGGAACUGUUAACAAGUUACUGUCUUACGAAAUUACCAGAAAGUCUCUUUCCAUUCUCAACAAAUCCAUUUUUGUGUGUACCGUGCUUUGCGAAUCUGCCUCCUUGCACUGCCCUCUUCCUAAUAAUAUAAUGAAUAACCUUAUCAUUGGACAACGUAACCCUGUAAUAGGCAACGUUAAUGACGAUAACAUCAAACAUCAAAACGAAGAAAAAAUGGGCACGUCCUUAUUGGCUUUGAAAUUAGGAUUGGCAACCUUGAAAAUUUUGAGACCCCCGGCGUCUAGCAAAGCUCUCGAGGUAAAAUUAGCUAAUCAGGAAUCAGUUCUAUGGGACAUUCUUAUCAAAAUACCCAUGGACUUGGCGAAGUUAUCUUUGCUACACGAGGAAGGCUCGGAUUUUAUCAACCAAGUCUUCAAUCUCAACACCAACCUAUCCUGUAUUCUGCCUUACACCCUCGCAACAUUGCUCUUCGAGGCUCUAUGUUCUACGAGAAAAGACAAAUUUACGUUACCACCAGAGCCAAAAAAACCCUACACUAACAACAAUACUGGAUUAUCUGAAUCACACUUUUCAAUAUCCGCAGUUAACAAUGUUGCAAAAAUAUCUAAACAACUGGCAAAGGACUCUAUCAAAGUUAAGCCCAGCUGUUCUUACUUCAAUAUAACGAAUUCCAAAUCUCAGUGCCUGCAGCAAGCAUCCUCCAAGGAAAACUACUUGGAAUUCAAAAUUGGACUGGCGGCUUUAGAAAUGAGAACCAAUAUCUCCGAAAUAGAAUAUCCGCUAUUGAUAGAAGGCAUGAGAAGGAGGAGAGGCGAUUUGGCGCUACUACUACUAUUGACCUAUAAAGACGAUAUCUAUAAAUUGGCUCAAAUCAUGGAUAGAUUUUUAGAUUCCCAUGUGCAUCAAAUGUGCAAAAGACCCAUGCCUUGCUUCUACUACUGCAAUAACGCUAGCAAUAAUCUAAUGAAUCACGCUCAAACAGAUUCUCCAUUGCGGACUAAUGACAACGAGUGCAUAGUAGAUGAUAAGAAAAAAGACCUUCCAGCGUAUGGAACGGAAGAAGUUAUCAGCGAAUAUUCGAUCACACACUCAUCGAAUAAUUCCCCCCAAAAUUCCCACAUGUUCGAGCCCGACACUUUAUCGCUUAGUAAUUCUAGAACCAUAAACUACAGGAAAGAUGGCGAUGAAACUUUGGUCGAGAUCGAGGAACAGAAUCUUGCGAUUGAUAACCUCGAAAACCAAACUCACGCUGAGCAAAAUGGCGCUACCUCUCAACAGCAGGCCUUGAAAGAAAAUUUGCAAAUGUCAUCCCAACUCUCGGCUUUUCCUAGCGAGGCUGGAGCUCAUUAUACGUUCGAGUUCGCGAAAAAUCUCUUGAUAAAAGCCGGUGGCAAUUCGAAUUCCGAUCUUUUCUUGCACUCAACACCUCUUCAAAUUCGCGAGCCCCACAAGGCCCUUCACUUUUGCGCGUUUCAGAUAGGCCUAUACGCCCUAGGGCUUCACAAUAGAGUCACACCUAAUUGGUUAUCGCGAACAUACAGCUCGCACGUAUCUUGGAUAACUGGCCAGACCUUGGAGAUUGGCGCUUCGGCCAUUCAUUUCCUCGUAGACACCUGGCAAGCCCAUUUGACGCCUUCCGAAACGGCUUCCCUGGCCGAUAAAGCUUCUAAUAUCUGCGAUUCUUACAUGCCAUAUAUAGCAGCCGAGUUGGCUCUCUCUUGUUUGAAUUAUUGUCAUGCUUUAUCCAUUACGGAAACGCAAAGAGCACUUAUACAAUGCAAAGAACAGAACAACGAAAUGCUGAUUAAAGGCUGUUUGACCGUUGAAAAUAUUGCCAGAAAUUUUCACGUUUCUCCCGAGGUUUUAUUCGAGGUAGCCAAGCACUGGUAUUCGCUUCAUGAACUUACCUAUCACCGUCACCAUUUUGCUUUCGGCAGCAACCAUAGUUCUUCUCUCGUGAAUCCAUCACUCUUCAAUUUAAACAUGUUCCCCAAUCCUCUCAACCUUCUUCAGCCUGUUAAUAAAGCCCUCAACCCAUUCAAUAACCCAAAUAUCAACUUGGCUAAUAUUCAUACCUUUAAAAACUGGCCUCCUUCCAUUCAACAACCUCACCAAACUCCUCAACGAUGGUUAAAUCCAUAUUACAUGAUCCCUCCUCCGCCUCUCCCAUCUCCUUUGCAACUUCAUCCCGUUUAUCCACCCAUCGCACCCCUGCAGCACCACCCUUCUUUCCCUCUCCUCUUGCCACCCCUGCCCCCCAUUCCAUCUUUACCACCUUUCCCCGCUGCCCCCAAUUUUCAUUACCACUAUUACCUCUAUUGUAGACCUCAGGAAUUAGUCCCUCAAAAAACUUUUUAUAACAAUGCGUUUUCCGUCGAAUCGAGCCGCUAUGUUGGUAACAACCUCGAAUUGUAUAACGCCAACAACUCUACCCUUAAUUAUUCUAACUUUCAAAAUUUAGAUAUCAGCUCUACCAAUGGAAUCAUACAUAAUAAUGAUAGUAAUGGCGUCAACGCUAAUAUGGUAAUGAAUAACGCAGUUUAUGCCGAUGACAAUAAAAUAAUUGCCGAUAUGGAAAGUAUAUCUUCCGACGAAUCCUUUCCUCGCGAACGUUUAAAGCAAAUUACUCGGAGAGGUUCGUCUCAUGAUCAUACACUUAUGGAUAGCUCACGCUUCGAGAAUAAAGUUAUCGAUGUCGUUAACAAGAGUGGUGAAAAUACAACUGGCGGGUGUCUUACUAAUAUCGAGGCCAAAGAAACUAAGAAUUCGCAACAUCUACUUUCCGCUUUCAGGGUUGGAAUGAUGGCGUUGGAAUUGUUAGGCAAGAAAAUUCAGGAUGAAAGACCUCAAACAAAAUACGCGCCUAACCCGCCAUAUGGAGAGGAUGUCAAAUGGCUCUCCCGAAUCUCAAUUAUUUUAGGGCCCACCUAUUUUCAUCAGUUUUGCGCUUCCGUUAUCACCUGCAUCCAAAGCCCUUUUAUUCUUCAGGACGUUUUGGUCGACACGCAAACUUAUAUCCUAGAUUCAAACAACUCGAACCUAGUUCAAACUUCAACCCCCUCGCAAUCUUACAUACUUACAAACAAUUUGAAUUUCCCGUCUUUAGUUAUAAAUCCCCUCAAUAUUCCACAAAAUGUUAUUGCGGAAAAAUACAAUCUCGUUUCCAACCUUAAUAAAGUUGCUAAUAAUGGUGUGACAAAUUUGAUAGGCUCCCCUGGUUAUGGUGGCGGUGUAAAUUUUCACCUCGACGACGCUUACAAAACUGCCUCUAGUUUAAUUUACCACCAAAAUUCCGUUACAAAUAAUAAUUCGACAAACUUUUUAAAUUUUACCACUGCCCUACCACCACCUUCGAUCGGAUCCGUUUAUUUUGAAAAUAGUAUAAAUAACGUCGCUAAUUCUUUUAAGUUUUUACCAGUUACCUCAUUACCAUCCACGCCCGUUAGUCAGCAUAAUUCUCGACUAGAAGCCUCUAUCAUUUCGCCAUUACGAACUAAAUGCUGGCAAAUGUAUUCUCAUUGGGCAACUAUGCGUUUAUCCCACAUUACCCCGGACGAAUACGAAGAUUUUGUUCAGUUAUUGAACCACUCAAAAGUUGCAUUUUAUACAUCGUCCGACGGAUCCUCUAAAUUUAACGAUUUUCUGCAAAAUAUGCGUCGAUCCAAAAUGCUCAAAAAGGAUCUUUGGCAGAAAAUAAUCCAAAAUGUCCUGAAUAAUAUGUCUUAGGUCAUCGUUACUAUAAUCCACAUAUGAAUGAAUGUAGCGUUUUAUACUUG
Molecule: messenger RNA, 5780 nt
Organism: Gordionus sp. m RMFG-2023
Lineage: Eukaryota; Metazoa; Nematomorpha; Gordioida; Chordodea; Parachordodidae
Product: zinc finger SWIM domain-containing protein 8 homolog
Exons: 25
Coding region: 79-5730 (1883 amino acids)
Cellular component (GO): Cul2-RING ubiquitin ligase complex
Molecular function (GO): zinc ion binding
Source: RefSeq, a predicted model, not a curated record